AAAAGUUCUUAAAUUUUUUGUUAAAAACACAGCAGCCAAUCAAAUGUCAUCCAAUCAAGUAAUUGAAAAAGUUAAACCGUACUCUGUUGUUGAUUUGGCAACAAACUACAUUCUAAGUGAUGAAGAAGUUAAAAGUUGCCUGAAAACAGCAACAAAUAAACAGCUCUGUAAAGAAGAAUAUUAUGAACAAUCUUAUGCAAAGUACAAUGGUGAUGCUCCAAAUUUUAUCAGUUUACCUCCUAAGUUAACGACGAGUAAAAGUACCAACAAUUUCUUUGCGUCUGGUGUUGAGAUUUUUUCAGCUUACAAUCAUCCUAAUGUAAGUUGUUCUACCGCUCCUCCGUUUAUUGAAAAUGGAAUUUCACCUUUCGUUCGUGGAUUACCUUUAAAAGAAACAAAACUCAGACCAACAUCUUCACAUUCAUCUCCGGAUAUUAAACAUCAGUUGAAUCAACAAAAUAUGCAAGUUCCAAGAAAUUACAUCGGUGGUUUGCGACCACCAAUGCAACUACGAUCUCCAAGUGCACCAACGAUUCGAUUAAAACAGCCAGACCAAUCUCUAGGAAAGAACAAAGCAACACUCCCACGCAUGUAUCCUCAUAGUUCAUAUUCAACUACUGAUAGCUUUCACUCAGGGUUAGCUGUUAACAUGGAAUUUUUAAACAAACCUGACCAGAGUAAAGAGGUUUCUAAACUUAAUUCAGAUAAAUGUGAAAAAUUGCAAAAAAAUCAAGUGUUAUUAGAUUUAAAACAAGAAAAGAGUACACGCAAAGGUUUAACGCUUCAAACUGUUGAAUCUAAUACUUUACAAUCAAAUUUAGACAUAGAAGCAGGUAAACAAACAAGAUUGGACAUGGAAAUAGGUAAACGUUCGAAAUCAGAUAUGGAAAGAGAUAAAGAACAUGAAUUUCAUGCUGAAAAAAAUAAACAUUUGGAUAAACCGAAAAUUUCAAAAAUUCCAUCAACUUUUUCAACUCCACGAUCUAUGUCUUCACUGUCAAUUGAUAGUGACAACAUAGAAAAAAUUCCGACAACAUUUUCAACUCUUCGAUCCAUGUCAUCUCUUUCUGCAAGCGACAACACAGAAAAUCAUAAAUGUACCGAACUAGAGAAAAGAAACUUGUCUUUAGAAUCCAUUGAAAGACCAAAAAUUGAUACUAGUUCAUUAGACAAAACACACAUUCCUAACAAAACAAUGGCUAUAUCUCAAUUUGCAUCUGUAUCAAAACUUCGUAAAGCGUCAAAUCCGAAUAACCCAAAUGUUUUCUCUAAACUCAAUACUGUAUCAAGUAGUAAUAUAAUAACAAAUUCUGCUCCAGGUACUGUUGUAUCACAUUCUUUGGCAGGUACUGUUGUAUCACAUUCUUUGGCAAGUAGUAAAAUUAUUAAUACUAUACCUAAUUCUGUACCAAGUAGUAAAACCACUCAUAUAUUGUCAAAUUCAGUAUCUUGUAGUAAAAAUAAUGUAAUACCAUGUUUCAUAACAAGUAAUAAAGAUGUUAUAACGAAUUGUGUACCAAAUAUUAAAAAUAAUAAUAUAAUACCAAACUCUGUAUUAAGUAAUAAAAACACUAAUAUAAUUUUUGUACCAAAUGGUAAAGAUGUAAAACCAAGUUCUUUUCCGAAUAAUAAAAAUACUGUUAUACCAAAUUAUGUAUCAAAUAGCAAAAGUACUAAUGUAAUACCAAAUUCUUUACAGAGCAGCAAAAAUACUAAUGUAUCAAGUAGUAAUGAUUUUAAACCAAUCUCUAUACCAAGUAUUAAAGAUACUAAUGUAAUACCAAAUUUUGUAAGUAGUGAAAUAAUGCAAAAUACAUCAAGUUUGGAUGGAAGCACUGAUUUAACUUUAACCAUGAGAAAUAAAGUUGUUGAUACAAGUACUGGAUCAAAGUCUAAUUUGUCUAUGAAAAAUUCUAAUUUAAAAAUGGUAAAUUCAAUGAAAGAAGACUUUAAGACAUCAAGUUUAUCCGCUUUACCUAGCAAUAAUGUUAUGAAAACUUCAAGCAAUAUAUUAUACAAGUAUAGCGCAGUUAAACAAAAUGUUUCAUCUGAAAACGAGUCAUCUGAAACAACUGGAAUAUUUUCUAAAUGCUCAGAGGUUUUACAGUCAAAUAAAAAUGGUAUUCCAUCUUUAAAAAAUCUAUCUAUUGCAGAGAAUGAACAAAAUGAUAUAAAACCUUUACUAAAUGGAUUAACAGGACCUAAUCUUAUAAAUAAAGAAACAUUAAAGCGAAUUUCUUAUAAAAAAAAUAAACGCAGUCAAUCUGAUGUAAACAACCAAUAUCAUCAUAAAAAAAGUUUCGAGGAGCAAGAUGAACAAGAACAGAAGACUUUACAAAAUCCUACAAUUGGAAAAAUACCAUCUGCGCUGGCUAGGAGUUUUAGUCCAUUAUCUUUUAACAUGGUUGCUUUAAAAAGUACCGAAGAAAAAAUUACCGAAGAAAAAAGUACUGAUGAUAAAAAUUUUACUAAUCAAAAAAAUGAUGUUCAAAAAAAUAUGUUUGAAGAAAGUGAUAUUGAAGAAGAUAAUUGUUCUUAUAAAGAUUUUGAAAUAGAAGAUAUUCACAUGAUAGAGGAAUGUAAUGAAUACAUAAAUGACUCAAAAAUAGUAGAAAACUAUGAAGACCUUACAAGUUUUAUGAAGGAGUAUGGUAUAAGUAUUGAUAAAAAAGAAUGUGAUAUUGAUGUGGACAAAAAAGAUGAGUAUAAUCUUCAGAUGAUGGAUGAUCCUUUUUCAUUUUUGGAAGACACCAAUCAAAUGAAGCAGAUUCCUUGUACUUCAGUGACCCCUGUCAAUAAAAGAAGAACCUGUAGUAGUCCAAAUUCAAUAAAUUGUAAUAUUUCUUCUACAUUGCUUUUAUCUAAAGAGGGGCAUGCAUCAUUGAAAGAGGGGCAUGCGUCAUUGAAAGAAAACAAGGAAGCAAGUACUUUAGAAAAAAAGAAAUCUUACCGAGAUAAUGAUAUUCUGUAUCGAGGUGAUGUUUUAAACAAAAAACACGAAGAUCGAUUCGAAAAAACUAAAUCAGAAAGUUUUGGUAAAGUUUUCAGUAAAGAUAACGAUCCGUUUGACAACUUAGAAUCCAACGCUCGUUUCUCACAAACUAAUGAUACUGUAUACCAGUUGCAUACGAUGACCUUAGAUCGAGACAAGAAAAAACAAUCCAAAUUGAAAAAAUUCUUUCGAAAACUUGCCUCCAAAAAAGAUGACAAUAAAGUUGAGUUCGAAUAUUGUGGUAUUCGUGAACCAUCAACGCCAACUCAUGGUAUAAAUUCAUUUGUGUCAGAUAAAAAUAUAAUUUACAGACCUAGUGACAACAUUUUUAUGUCACACAGUUUACAAGACUUACACAGUGUUAAUAACAAUAAAGUAUUACGACAAAACUCUUUUUAUUUCACGCCAACGUCUAAAAGACGCGUAUUUAGUUUCAGUUUUAUGAAAAAAGGCAGAAAUCGAAGUACAACAAGCUGUCACGUCAUAACGGACACUCAAACAGACUUGUUACCGCCAUCUGAUAUUGUGCAAACCUGCAGCCCCGUGAUGGGUCAACGAAGUUAUCCUAUAAAAAUAGCAAGGCGUGUUUCUGACCCUUAUGUUUAUAGAAUAUCUCCAGUAACUCAUAAAUUAAAUCCAGUUUUUAAUUUUAAAAAAGAUAAAAAUUCAUCAUGCUCUAGCGCAAGUAGUAAUGACAACGACGGAAACGACUAUAUAAACUAUCCUUUCUCAAAAAACAACAUGCAACCUCCAAGAAAACCGAUACGAUCUAACGACACAGGUGUUGCCAAUGAUUCUAUUUCAACACAUGCAACUGUUCGACCAUCUGACUCGUGUUUAUCAAAUCAUAUUGACCAAAAGUUCAAAAUAGUUUCUGACCACGAAGAAUCUAACAGUUCUAUUACAACCAGUAAUUGCGAUUAUAUUCUUCGUUGUAAUUCUUCUGAUUCGUCGCUAUUUGGCGAAAGUAUGUCGACAAGAAGUUCCAACUCGAACUCUGAUACAGAUUUUCCUGUCAAGAAAAAAGAAAUUUUCAAAGAGAAUAUUAGUUCCAACUCUUUACGACGGACUCCUUUAAGACACGCGGAUGACAGCUAUAGUAAAAUUGUGGAAGUUCAUAAGCAAGCUGUGGAGAAAAUUGCUCGUCAGGUUUCUACGCUACAUUGCAGCUGCAAUUCUCUACACGAACUUGGGUGGGAUGAUUUUGAACGCAAAGAAGAUCACAUACAGUUGGGUUUGUCUAAUUACAUUGUUAUUCCUGUGAAACGAGGAGAUAAUAAACUAUAUAGUGCUUGGAUGAAUCAUUCAUCAAUACCCGAUAUAAAUGUGGAUUAUAUAAAAUCAACGUUACAUCCAAAUUGCUUACAUGUAUGCCAUAAAAUAGUUCAAAAACAGGUAACUCCGCAAGACGGUAUACCAAAAACAAUUCAAAUUAAUUCUGUUUACAUCUCACCAAUGAUACCCAAAAUGACUCUGUCAAAAUAUGUGUCGCUUACUCUUGAAAAACAUACCUUGAUUCCAGAAGCGUAUGAGCGUGAAUCAGCAAUGAUUCUUUUACAAGCAGUUAAAGGUCUUCAACACCUCUACAAGAACAAUUUGCAGAUAUCAUCUAUUAAUUGCGAAAAUAUAUUUAUUCUUGAUACGGGAGAACAUUCUGUAGUGCUCUCACCGAGAAAGAAACCUAACAGAUGUCCUUCAAUUAUAGUCGGGGAAUUACCUGGAAUGAACUGUUUGCUCCCAGAAAAAAAAAGCAUGAUAACAACCGUAUGUCACGAGCUUGCAUUUGUUCUUUAUGAAUUACUUCACUGUCCGUAUCAUGACGAGUUACGAGAUGCACACGAUAUACCGAUGCUUCAAGCAACGUUGCCCACACUUACAAUAAAAAGUAUUUAUACUCGUUAUUUACAGAUUGUUAUAAACUUUCUAGUUGGAUCUUAUAUGCAUACAAUUAAAACAUUAAGAGACAUUCGACUUAUGCUUGAAGUUUUGCUGUUUGGACCUACGGAAAUUGAUAAAAGUGCAAGUCUUGAUCUCAUAACUAAAUGGCAAAAUAGACGUUGUGUUGACAUUGUUACACAUCUUUUACAAGCAACCCCAAUAAUAAUGCUCACUGGCACGUCUGGAAAAUGUACUCCAAUUGAUCAAGAAAUAAUAUUGGAAUCGGAGUUUUUAUCAGAGAUUAGCCCUGAGGAAAUUCAAAGUAUAUCCUUUAUGUUAAACAGAUAGAUUAUUUGAUUCGUUUUACGAAUUAA
Molecule: messenger RNA, 5244 nt
Organism: Hydra vulgaris (swiftwater hydra)
Lineage: Eukaryota; Metazoa; Cnidaria; Hydrozoa; Anthoathecata; Hydridae
Source: RefSeq, a predicted model, not a curated record